Messenger RNA from Asparagus officinalis (garden asparagus), 1007 nucleotides. RefSeq names its product 60S ribosomal protein L6-2-like. Gene Ontology annotation, biological process: cytoplasmic translation; ribosomal large subunit assembly. Gene Ontology annotation, molecular function: structural constituent of ribosome; RNA binding. The record is from RefSeq and is a predicted model, not a curated record. Gene Ontology annotation, cellular component: ribosome; cytosolic large ribosomal subunit. NCBI's taxonomy places the organism in Eukaryota, Viridiplantae, Streptophyta, Magnoliopsida, Asparagales, Asparagaceae.
CUCUAGGGUUUCCCUCUUCGUCGCCUCCUCUUCCCAUUUCUCCUCGUCGAUCUCUAGGUUUCCCCAGUCCUCCAUCAAUGGCCCCUCGCAAAACCGCUAGGGUUUCAUCCAGGAACCCAGAUCUCGUUCGAGGGAUCGGCAAGUUCUCCCGCUCGAAAAUGUACCACAAGCGAGGCCUGUGGGCGAUCAAGGCCAAAAACGGCGGAUCUUUCCCCAAACAGAAACCCGAACCCACUAAGCCCGCCGAGAAGCCGCCCAAGUUUUACCCCGCUGACGACGUGAAGACUCCCAUCCCCAACCGCCGCAAGCCCAAGCCCACCAAGCUCAGGCCGAGUAUUACGCCCGGGACGGUGUUGAUCUUGCUCGCUGGGAGGUUUAUGGGGAAGAGGGUUGUGUUCUUGAAGCAGCUGCCUUCAGGAUUGCUUCUCGUCACUGGGCCCUUCAAGGUUAACGGAGUUCCCCUCCGCCGUGUAAACCAGUCCUACGUCAUUGGGACAUCUACCAAGGUUGAUAUUUCUGGUGUUAAUGUUGACAAGUUUGAUGACAAGUACUUUGCCAAGGAAUCCAAGAAUAAGGUGAAGAAGACCGAGGGAGAGUUCUUUGAAGCAGAUAAAGAGGAAAAAAAGGCCCUCCCACAAGAAAAAAAAGAUGAUCAAAAGGCUGUGGAUUCACAGCUGUUGAAGGCGAUUGAGGCUGUUCCGGAUCUCAAGUUCUACUUGGGUGCUAGAUUCACAUUGAGUGAGGGCAUGAAGCCUCAUGAGCUUAAGUUUUAGAGCUGAGGUAUCUUUAGGUGUUUUUGCUUUCGAGUUUUAUUCAUAGCUAGUUGUACUCUGUUUCUCUAGAUCACAGAUUGGAAACAUUAUCUUUCGUCCUGUUAGAGGGUUCUUAUCAUUUGUCUUUUGGUUGUGGUUUUGGAUUAAUCGAAACUAUGUUAAGUUUUGAGCUAUGUUAUAUUUUCUGUGUCUGGAUGCUCUGAUAUUUCUAUACCCAAGGUUUUUGUUAUAUUU